AGGAUGCAAGGAUGGCCAGCUCAUCUCUGCCCACCCUGGUACCCCUGGGUCCCCACUGCCUGCGCCCCUUCACCCCCGAGUCCCUGGCAGCUAUAGAGCAGCGGGCCGUGGAGGAGGAGGCCCGACUGCAGCGGAAUAAGCAAAUGGAAAUUGAGGAGCCUGAGCGGAAGCCACGCAGCGACCUAGAAGCCGGCAAGAACCUACCGCUUAUCUACGGGGACCCCCCACCUGAAGUCAUUGGCAUCCCCCUGGAGGACCUGGACCCUUACUACAGUGACAAGAAGACCUUCAUUGUGCUCAACAAAGGCAAGGCCAUCUUCCGCUUCUCUGCCACGCCUGCCCUCUACAUGCUGAGCCCCUUCAGCAUUGUCAGGCGUGUGGCCAUCAAGGUGCUCAUCCACGCGCUGUUCAGCAUGUUUAUCAUGAUUACCAUCCUGACCAACUGUGUGUUCAUGACCAUGAGCAAUCCGCCAUCUUGGUCCAAGGACGUGGAGUACACCUUCACAGGGAUCUACACUUUCGAGUCUCUUAUUAAGAUGUUGGCCCGAGGCUUCUGCAUUGAUGACUUCACAUUCCUCCGGGACCCCUGGAACUGGCUGGACUUUAGUGUCAUCACGAUGGCGUAUGUGACAGAGUUUGUGGACUUGGGCAACAUCUCAGCCCUGAGGACCUUCCGUGUGCUGCGGGCCCUGAAAACCAUCACAGUUAUCCCAGGGCUGAAGACCAUUGUAGGAGCCCUGAUCCAGUCCGUGAAAAAGCUGUCCGACGUCAUGAUCCUCACCGUCUUCUGCCUGAGCGUCUUUGCGCUCGUGGGGCUGCAGCUCUUCAUGGGGAACCUGCGUCAGAAGUGCGUGCGCUGGCCCCCGCCCAUGAAUGACACCAACACCACGUGGUAUAGUAAUGACGACACGUGGUACGGCAACGACACGUGGUACGGCAACGACACGUGGUACGGCAAUGACACGUGGAGCAGCCAGGAGAGCUGGGCCAGCAACUACACCUUUGACUGGGACGCUUACAUCAACGACGAAGGAAACUUCUACUUCCUGGAGGGCUCCAAUGAUGCCCUGCUCUGUGGGAAUAGCAGUGAUGCCGGGCACUGCCCCGAAGGUUAUGAAUGCAUAAAGGCUGGACGGAACCCUAACUAUGGCUAUACCAGCUACGACACCUUCAGCUGGGCCUUCCUGGCUCUCUUCCGCCUCAUGACACAGGACUACUGGGAGAACCUUUUCCAGCUGACCCUUCGAGCAGCUGGCAAGACCUACAUGAUCUUCUUUGUGGUCAUCAUCUUCCUGGGCUCCUUCUACCUCAUCAAUCUGAUCCUGGCGGUGGUGGCCAUGGCCUAUGCAGAACAGAAUGAAGCUACCUUGGCUGAGGACCAGGAGAAAGAGGAGGAGUUUCAACAGAUGCUUGAGAAAUUCAAAAAACAUCAGGAGGAGUUAGAAAAGGCUAAGGCUGCCCAGGCUCUGGAAGGUGGGGAGGCAGAUGGGGACCCAGUCCACAACAAAGAUUGCAAUGGCAGCCUGGACACAUCCGGGGAGAAGGGGCCCCCAAGGCCGAGCUGCAGCGCAGACAGUGCCAUCUCAGAUGCUAUGGAGGAGCUGGAAGAAGCCCACCAGAAGUGCCCGCCGUGGUGGUACAAGUGUGCGCACAAAGUACUCAUUUGGAACUGCUGCGCCCCGUGGGUGAAGUUCAAGCAUAUCAUCCACCUGAUCGUCAUGGACCCCUUCGUGGACCUGGGCAUCACCAUCUGCAUCGUGCUCAACACCCUGUUCAUGGCCAUGGAGCAUUACCCCAUGACCGAGCACUUUGACAAUGUGCUCUCCGUGGGCAACUUAGUCUUCACGGGCAUUUUCACUGCAGAGAUGGUGCUGAAGCUGAUCGCCAUGGACCCCUAUGAGUAUUUCCAACAGGGCUGGAACAUCUUCGACAGCUUCAUUGUCACCCUCAGCCUGGUGGAGCUGGGCCUGGCCAACGUGCAAGGGCUGUCGGUGCUGCGUUCCUUCCGUCUGCUGCGUGUCUUCAAACUGGCCAAGUCAUGGCCAACACUCAACAUGCUCAUCAAAAUCAUUGGCAACUCAGUGGGCGCGCUGGGCAACCUGACACUGGUGCUGGCUAUCAUCGUCUUUAUCUUCGCCGUGGUGGGCAUGCAGCUGUUUGGCAAGAGCUACAAGGAAUGUGUGUGUAAGAUAGCCUCAGACUGCACCCUCCCGCGCUGGCACAUGAACGACUUCUUCCACUCCUUCCUCAUCGUCUUCCGCAUCCUCUGCGGGGAGUGGAUCGAGACCAUGUGGGACUGCAUGGAGGUGGCCGGCCAGGCCAUGUGUCUCACCGUCUUCCUCAUGGUCAUGGUCAUUGGCAACCUGGUGGUUCUGAAUCUGUUCCUGGCUCUCCUGCUGAGCUCCUUCAGCGCCGACAGCCUGGCAGCGUCCGAUGAAGACGGCGAGAUGAACAACCUGCAGAUUGCCAUCGGACGCAUUAAGUGGGGCAUCGGCUUUGCCAAAGCCUUCCUCCUGGGGCUGCUGCACGGCAAGAUCCUGAGCCCCAAGGACAUAAUGCUCACCCUCGGUGAGCCCGGGGGUGCUGGGGAGAUGGGGGAGAGUGCUCCUGAGGAUGAGAAGAAGGAACCACCCCCAGAAGAUGAGAACAAGGAACUGAAGGAUAAUCAUAUCCUGAACCAUGUGGACCUGAGCGAUGGCCCCCGCUCCAGCAUCGAGCUGGACCACCUCAACUUUAUCAACAACCCCUACCUCACCAUCCAGGUGCCCAUUGCCUCCGAGGAGUCCGACCUGGAGAUGCCCACCGAGGAGGAGACUGACACGUUCUCGGAGCCUGAAGACAUUAAGAAGCCACCACAGCCCCUCUACGAUGGGAACUCCUCCGUCUGCAGCACGGCUGACUACAAGCCCCCUGAAGAGGACCGUGAGGAGCAGGCUGAGGAGAACCCUGAGGGGGAGCUGCCUGAGGAAUGCUUCACUGAAGCCUGCGUGCAACGCUGCCCCUGCCUCUAUGUGGACAUCUCCCAGGGCCGUGGGAAAAUGUGGUGGACGCUGCGCCGGGCCUGCUUCAAGAUUGUCGAGCACAACUGGUUUGAGACCUUCAUUGUCUUCAUGAUCUUGCUCAGCAGUGGAGCCCUGGCCUUCGAAGACAUAUACAUUGAGCAAAGGCGAGUCAUCCGGACUAUCCUGGAAUACGCUGACAAGGUCUUCACCUACAUCUUCAUCCUGGAGAUGCUGCUCAAGUGGGUGGCCUACGGUUUCAAGGUGUAUUUCACCAACGCCUGGUGUUGGCUCGAUUUCCUCAUCGUGGAUGUCUCCAUUAUCAGCCUGGUGGCCAACUGGCUGGGCUACUCUGAGCUGGGGCCCAUCAAAUCCCUGCGCACACUGCGGGCCUUGCGUCCCCUGAGGGCGCUCUCUCGAUUUGAGGGCAUGAGGGUGGUGGUGAACGCCCUCCUGGGAGCCAUCCCCUCCAUCAUGAACGUCCUCCUCGUCUGCCUCAUCUUCUGGCUUAUCUUCAGCAUCAUGGGGGUCAACUUGUUCGCUGGCAAGUUCUACUACUGCGUCAACACCACCACCUCCGAGAGGUUCGAUAUCUCUGUGGUCAACAAUAAGUCCGAGUGUGAAAGCCUCAUGCACACGGGCCAGGUCCGAUGGAUGAACGUUAAGGUCAACUAUGACAACGUGGGUCUGGGCUAUCUGUCCCUCCUUCAGGUGGCCACUUUCAAGGGUUGGAUGGAUAUCAUGUAUGCGGCUGUGGACUCCCGGGAGAAGGAGGAGCAGCCAGACUAUGAGGUGAACAUCUACAUGUACCUUUACUUUGUCAUCUUCAUCAUCUUUGGCUCCUUCUUCACACUCAACCUCUUCAUCGGGGUCAUCAUUGACAACUUCAACCAACAGAAGAAGAAGUUUGGAGGGAAAGACAUCUUCAUGACAGAGGAGCAGAAGAAGUACUACAAUGCCAUGAAGAAGCUGGGCUCCAAGAAGCCCCAGAAGCCCAUCCCCCGCCCUCAGAACAAGAUCCAGGGCAUGGUGUAUGACUUCGUGACAAAGCAGGUGUUUGACAUCUCCAUCAUGAUCCUCAUCUGCCUUAACAUGGUUACCAUGAUGGUGGAGACGGACGACCAGAGCCAGCUCAAGGUGGACAUCCUGUACAACAUCAACAUGGUCUUCAUCAUCAUCUUCACAGGGGAGUGUGUGCUCAAGAUGUUCGCGCUGCGCCACUACUACUUCACCAUUGGCUGGAACAUCUUCGACUUCGUGGUUGUCAUCUUGUCCAUCGUGGGCCUCGCGCUUUCUGACUUGAUACAGAAAUAUUUCGUGUCGCCCACGUUGUUCCGUGUGAUCCGCUUGGCACGGAUCGGGCGUGUCUUGCGUCUGAUCCGUGGGGCCAAGGGCAUCCGGACACUGUUGUUCGCCCUCAUGAUGUCACUGCCUGCCCUCUUCAACAUCGGCCUCCUUCUCUUUCUGGUUAUGUUCAUCUACUCCAUCUUCGGCAUGUCCAACUUUGCCUAUGUCAAGAAAGAAUCGGGCAUUGAUGACAUGUUUAACUUCGAGACCUUCGGCAACAGUAUCAUCUGUCUCUUCGAGAUCACCACGUCAGCUGGCUGGGAUGGGCUUCUGAACCCCAUCCUCAACAGUGGGCCCCCAGAUUGUGACCCGACGCUGGAGAACCCAGGCACUAACAUCAAGGGUGACUGUGGCAACCCAUCCAUCGGCAUCUGCUUCUUCUGCAGCUACAUCAUCAUUUCCUUCCUCAUUGUGGUCAACAUGUACAUUGCCAUCAUCCUAGAGAAUUUCAACGUGGCCACUGAGGAGAGCAGUGAGCCCCUCAGUGAGGACGACUUUGAGAUGUUCUAUGAGACCUGGGAAAAGUUCGACCCUGACGCCACUCAGUUCAUUGACUACAACCGCCUCUCCGACUUUGUGGACACCCUGCAGGAGCCGCUGAGGAUCGCCAAGCCCAACAAGAUCAAGCUGAUCACGUUAGACCUGCCCAUGGUGCCAGGAGACAAGAUCCACUGCCUGGACAUCCUCUUUGCCCUGACCAAAGAGGUACUGGGUGACUCUGGGGAGAUGGAUGCCCUCAAACAGACCAUGGAGGAAAAGUUCAUGGCAGCCAACCCCUCCAAGGUCUCCUACGAGCCCAUCACCACCACCCUCAAGAGGAAGCAGGAGGAGGUUUGUGCCAUCAAAAUCCAGAGGGCCUACCGCCGCCACUUGCUUCAGCGCUCUGUGAAGCAGGCCUCCUACAUGUACCGCCACAGCCAGGAUGGCAAUGGAGACGGGGCCCCCGAGAAGGAGGGAUUGCUUGCCAACACCAUGAACAAGAUGUACGGCCCUGAGAGCGAGAACAGUGGUGUGCAGGGCCAGGGAGAGAAGGAGAAGGGUUCUACAGGGAAUGCUGGACCCACCAUGGAGCUCACACCCACCAGCUCCUUGGACACCACUCAGACUCCUCCUCCAUCAGCACCACCACCAUCAGCACCACCACCGCAAUCAGCACCACAGGGGCAGACUGUGCGGCCAGGGGUCAAAGAGUCUCUCGUCUAGAGAGCAGCAUCUAGGUGUCUGAGCACUGGCAUAGACCUGAGGCUCCCAUUAGAGAGCUGCGUGCAGAGCUGAGAAUGGGGCUUUGAGGUGGGGACUGUUCAGGGCUUGCUGCCUGGGCUGAGGGAAAUGGAAACUGUGCUCAGGGUUCAGAUGGGGCUGAAGCCCCUGCCUCCUGAUUUCAUCUUUGCAUUGCUCUGACAGACAUUCUCUUGAUCAGAACACCAGAACGCUGUUCCCUACUUGGGGAAAAACCAGCAUAUCAUGGAGGGGUUGGCUGCCUUGCUGGCACUACUCUUAAGGGCCCAAGUGCCCCAGCUCUAGCCAGGACAAAAACAAGUCUUAACCUCAAAAACCUAUAGCUGACCCCAGGGCUCACCAACGCUCCCAUCCCAUGACUCAGACACAGCUUCCCCCAGCCAGCUCAGGAAUGCCCUGUAAAAGGGAAGUAGCCUGGGUACACACAUUGCUGCAUAGAACCAAUUGGCCACUGGAUCUGGAUGUAUCAGGCUGGACACUUGACUUCUGAAACCUAUCACCCAGUUAUAUCCAGGCCGGUGGAUAGCUCCCCUGGCUGGCACCUGGGGGAAGAACCAAGGGAAGGAUUCCCCUCGGGAAUUCCCUUUCUCUAGGAUGCAUGGAUGGGUCGUACAGGCUGGGUCCUGCCAGCUGCAUUCGUGCGCUUGGGCCUGAGCCCCCAGGUCUGGCUGUGAUCAGGUUUGGUACUCUCUAAGACAAACCUGCCUGUUCCCUCUUUUCCUUUCUUUGUGCCUUCCUUUGACCCCCAGGGCUCCUUGGUGCCCUGUCAUGCCUGAGAGAGCUCCUUCUUCUCGUCUCAUCUCUGCCCAUCUCCUCUCUGCUCCUUGUCCUUCCCUGCUUCCUCAAAGUGACCCUGAGAAUGUUAGGACUGAGCUCACAGGAGAGGUGCUGAUUUGGGGGCUAGAGCAGGCAGUCAAGAAGGCUCACCAGGUUGGGCUUCAGUCUCCCUGCUGCCUGGAAUGGAAAGCUAUUUUCUCUUUCUUUCUUUCUUUCUUUCUUUCUUUCUUUCUUUCUUUC
This is a messenger RNA of Chionomys nivalis (European snow vole), 6602 nucleotides long. RefSeq names its product sodium voltage-gated channel alpha subunit 4 (gene Scn4a). The record is from RefSeq and is a predicted model, not a curated record. Gene Ontology annotation, molecular function: voltage-gated sodium channel activity; protein binding. Gene Ontology annotation, cellular component: voltage-gated sodium channel complex; plasma membrane; axon. Gene Ontology annotation, biological process: neuronal action potential; sodium ion transmembrane transport; membrane depolarization during action potential. The coding region runs from base 12 to 5549 and encodes 1845 amino acids. The transcript has 24 exons. NCBI's taxonomy places the organism in Eukaryota, Metazoa, Chordata, Mammalia, Rodentia, Cricetidae.